AUGGGCAUGUGGGAAGCUGAGGCGGUACGUAUCAUACUGGGAAUCAUUUCGUUUUUCGGUCUUAUCUUGAACAGUAUGGGCAUAUUUGUUCUAUUCCGUUGUCAAAUCAGUUCCAAACUGACCACCUCGUUGAUGCGCAGUCAGGUAGUGAUUGACUGUUACGCAUGUGGAAUUCUGUUCAUCUCCAAAGCAGUCGGACCCAGGUACAGCACCCCAUGGGAAACGUUCAACAAAAUUCUAUGCUAUUCAUGGUUUCGUGACAAUCUGUUCUGGUUAGGUGCGGUAAUGAGUGUGCACAAUAUAGUAUGCAUUUCAUUUGAUCGAUUGGUUGCCGUGGUCUCACCCAUUUUCUAUAAACUACACCAAAGGGGUCUACUCAUCGGUUGCUACAUCUAUCUGGUCUCGAUGAGUUUGUUCUUGUUUAUUCCCAAUUGUCUGCGUCGACGUUUUGUCAAUUCCACCUGCGAGUCUGAGUUCGCAAUCGACGAUAUCGCCACGUUUUUCGCGGUCCAGUCGUAUUUUUGGUUGUUUUGCAACUACAUGCUCCCCGGACUGUUCAUUAUCACGUGUCACGCAGUAGUCAUUCGAUUUGUCUACCAAUCCCCAUUGAAUAUUCACAACGAGGAUGGGAGCACGCAACGUUCGCCCACCGGCCGACGAGUGAAAAUGUUGUUCAUCACCACAGCCACAAUGGCUUCCAUGUUGUUACUUUUCCACGCCUAUGAGGCGGUACGCUAUCUCCUGUCCAAUGUGGGCCUGAUUGACUACGCGUCCGGGUCACCGCAACAACAAGUCGGGAUCGGUCUGAUCAUUCUCACAUGCACUCUGAAUCCGGUCAUUCUGAUCAGUACGACGAGCACAUUGAGACAUUUUGCCCGUUCCUACGUGAUGAAACUCCUGUUCCGUAUCAAUGUCUCACGAAACAUGUCCUCUUCGGUCGCCUCGGUGACGGAAUUGUGA
Messenger RNA from Echinostoma caproni, 960 nucleotides. Lineage: Eukaryota; Metazoa; Platyhelminthes; Trematoda; Plagiorchiida; Echinostomatidae. The record is from the annotation of a GenBank genome assembly.